Messenger RNA from Adineta steineri, 3225 nucleotides. The record is from the annotation of a GenBank genome assembly. Lineage: Eukaryota; Metazoa; Rotifera; Eurotatoria; Adinetida; Adinetidae.
AUGCAUUCAUUUUUAUUUGUUGGUAAUCAUAAAUCACAACCAUCACAAGAUUAUAGUCGAACAUCGAAUAUUAAUAAUAGAGAUGAUUUUAUUAAACGUGCAGAACAAGAUCGAGAAAAACGAGAACUUAAUCGAAGACAGUUAUAUGCAUCGAUUAAAAUUCAAAGUUUUUAUCGGAGAAUUCGGGCACAAAACGAACUAACACGAUUAGCUCGUGAACGUACAUCAAAAUUAAUAGCUCAACUUCAAUCAGCUUCAUUCAAUGAAGAAAAUCUCAUACAUUUGGCUAAUCUAAUUAAAUUUGGUUUUAAACCAAGUACGGAUGCCAAUCUUAUGAUGUCAUUAAUUGACUCAUGUUGGAAACAUCGUCAAGCAAUUAUUGAUAAACUUUCAAAUAAUAAUAAUAAUUCUUCAUUAAAAAUUGCAAUUGCGAAAUUAUUAAAAUAUACAGUCAGAUGUCUUUCAUAUUUCGAAUCAAUUCGAUUACCAACACGUUUUAUCGAAUGGUUUACUGAUGCAAAAAGUUAUCCAAACGAAAAUUUAUCUUCUCAAAAUGUACAAAUACUAACAAAUUAUUUUCUAAGAAAUAUUAUUCGAAAUGGUUAUUAUACACAAAUGUGUGCUGUAAUUCAAUCGAAAGUUCCAUUAAAUGUUAGUAAAGAAAGUCGUAUACCAGCUAUUGAACCAAUUGUUGAAUUACUUGCUCGACCUAUUGAAUCUCAAUCACUUGAUUCGAUUGUUAGAGAUGAAGCAUUAAUAACUCUUCGAAAUGAAUUAUUUUCUCGAUCGGAUCUACCUGCAUUACCAUUAAUUAUAACUCCAGCACUUAUUCUUCGACCAAAUUUUCCUGCUAUACGUUAUAUUGAAUUAAUUGAUUUUAAUCCAACAUUUCCUAUAGAUUCAUUAUUAUAUCAAAAUUGGAAAUUAUAUCAAUUACAUGCAUUUCUUUUGAUUGUUGAUAGUCGAAUUGAUCAAUUGCCAGCAUCAUUAACAACAAGAAUUGUUGCAAUUAUUCGAUAUUUUAGUAAUGGUUUAAUUACUACGAAUUUUAAUCAUUUACCAAUACAUGAUAAUGAUACAGAAGAUCAAGAUAAAGAUGAACAAAUGGAAAUAGAAAGAGAUGAACCGAAUGGUGAAUUAAUUGAAGAUUGUUUAGCAAUAUUAAAUAAACGUUCAACUACAACUUAUUUAUUUAAAUUAGCUAAUAAACAAAAUCAUAUAUCAACAGAAGAUUAUAAUGAAUAUAUCUCGAAUAUAGCGACUGUUGCUCAUAGUCUAAUAUUUCAUCGACAAGAAUCAAUUCUUCGAUCAAAUUUUUUGAUGAUUUUAAGUACUUCACCUUCCUUUCUUCGACAUUUAUGGUCAGUUUGUUCGACAUUAAAAUAUGAAACAGAUUAUCAUGAACAAGUCCUUCUUCUUUCACAUAUAUCUUGUGCUAGUUCAUUACUUAAAGAUGCUGAUAUUGAUCGUAUUGAAUCAUUACUUGUAACAUUUUGUUCAUUAUAUAGUAUGUCACUUGUACCAUUACAUGAUGAUGAAUUUUUUCGUGGACCACCGGAUACAGCAUUUCGAACAAAAGAAAUAUCGGAUAUGGUUAAAAUCUUACGAGAUGUAUGUAUGGGUAUUGUUAGAUUUAUGUAUCCAGAUAAACAAAUAAGUAAUCAAUCGACUAAUACAGCAAUGAAUGUGAAUGAUGAUGAUGAAUCAACGCCAAAAAUUAAUCGAGCAAAUAGACAAGUAGAAACUGCAAGACAGCGAGCAUCAAAAUUCUCAAUUGUUUUCAAAAUCAUUGUUCAAUUACUUCAACAACUUAGAUCGAGAGAUGUACGAAGACAAUUUUGUCCACCGGAGUAUUGGUUAACAAAUCAAUUUCAAUUACAUCUUGAUAAGACUUAUAUAUUACCAUUUGCUCGUGGCUUAUCUGAUCCUUUACUUUUAUCAUCUGAAACUUAUUUCAAUCGUGAUCGAGCACCGGAUGCAUUUCCCUUUUCUGUUACUGAACUUCGUUUAUUAACUAUUCUUCAACAAAUUCCAUUUGUUAUACCAUUUGAUACACGAGUUCAAGUCCUAAAUCUUUUAAUUCAACAAAAUAAAAGCGAACAACAACAAGGUGCUGAAUUUUUACAGAAUGGUUCAACAAUCAAUGUUCGUAUUCGUCGAGAUUAUAUUUAUGAAGAUGCUUUUGAAAAACUUAGUCCAGAAAAUGAACCUAAUCUUCGACGUAAAAUUCGUGUUAGUUUCAUAAAUGCUGUUGGUCUCGAUGAAGCAGGUGUUGAUGGUGGUGGUUUAUUUCGUGAAUUUAUGAAUGAAUUACUUAAAUCAUCAUUUAAUCCAAUACGUGGCUUAUUUAAAUUAACAAGCGAUGGUUAUCUAUAUCCAAAUCCAAAUAUUGCGUUUAUUGAUGAAAAUUUUGGUCCACAUUAUUAUUUUCUUGGACGGAUAUUAGGAAAAGCAGUUUAUGAGAAAUUUCUUGCUGAAUUACCAUUUGCAACAUUUUUCUUACAAAAAAUUCUUUCACGUUCAUCAGGGAAAGUUGAUAUACAUCAUUUAGCAUCGUUAGAUCCUGAAAUGUAUAAAAAUUUACUAUAUCUAAAAAAUUACGAUGGCAAUGUCGAAGAUUUAGGUUUAGAUUUUACGAUUGUUAAUAGUGAAAUUGGUCAAACACAAGUUAUUGAAUUAAAACCAAAUGGAAGAAAUAUUGCUGUAACUGAUGAAAAUCGAAUUGAAUAUAUUCAUCUUGUUGCUAAUUAUAAAUUAAAUAAACAAAUUACUGAACAAGUCUUUAAAUUUCGUCAAGGUUUAGGUGAUGUUAUUAAUCUUGAAUGGUUAAGAAUGUUUGAUGCAAAUGAAUUAAGAAUAUUGAUAUCAGGUGCACCAGGAGAAAUUGAUGUUAAUGAUUGGAGAAAUCAUUCUCAAUAUCGAGCACCAUAUAAUAAAGAACAUCCGGUUAUACAAGCAUUUUGGAGAUGUGUUCAUGAAUUUCCUGACGAGCAAAAAAGGAAAUUAUUAAAAUUUACUACAAGUUGUUCAAGACCGCCAUUGUUUGGAUUUAAGGAAUUGUAUCCGGAAUUUUGCAUUCAAUCUGCUGGCUCUGAAAUAGAUCGUUUACCAACAUCAAAUACAUGUAUAAAUCUUUUAAAAUUACCUGAAUAUAACGACGAAAAUAUGCUUAAAGAAAAACUUCUAUAUGCUAUUCAAGCAGCUGCUGGAUUUGAAUAUAGUUGA